AUGUAUGUUCCCAUUUUUUUAUACACCUGGGGAGUUUUGUAUGGCCUCUUGUAUGACCAGUUCGCAGAAUGCUUAUGUAGGAGGAGCUCGCCACAGGGGAUAUUUCAUUUUGUGAGUCCCCAUUUGGGGUGCUCGGAGGGGGGAAGCAGUCAUGGGCACAAAAAGAGACGCCACCAUAAUUACGGGGAGAGAUACAAUCAUGGGUAUAUGCACACCCCCCGUCCUAGUUGCGGGCAGCGGUUCGAUCGACCUUCUACACACCGAUGUUGGACGAGCAGAGUUCACCUCGACACGGAGACUCAAAUUAGCGACGUUCUCCUCUACCCCGAAGAGGGUCCAAAUGGAGAAGCACAAUUGGGACAGAGAAAAAGACCCGCGUUACACGCAAAUGUUAAGUGUAAAAAAAAAGGAGGAACUUCCAGGAAGGCACUCUUCUUAAAGAACAUAUGUGCCAUAAUAAAUGAGCAGAGUGAAGAACGAAUGAAGCAAUUGGAUGAGCUAAACACAGGAAGCAGCAACGGCACCAACGCGUUGGAGGCUGUCCGCAAUGGUGGUAACCCUGUGAAGAAGAGCUCAGUGGCAAAAGAACUUUCCUUAAAUGGAGAAGUGAGCCAAAUUGUGGAAGCCUACUGGCUGUGCACUUUGAAAAAUAAAUAUUUGUAUUCAUUUUUAAAAAAGAAAAAAAAAUUAAUUUUCAGCGUCAGCGCAGGGGUGGAUUCCCUUUCCCUCUUGUACUCCUUCCUUUUUGUCGUGUACAAAAUUUUAGUGACCCUGCGGUAUAGGCACUCUCACAGUUACGAAUCCUUGUUACAAUUAUUAAAUGGUGUGUACUCAUAUUCGCAUGAUGAUAUAAACGAGAUUGUCCGCUGCAGUAAGGGAGAUAAUGGGGUUAAGUUCUUUGCCUCCGUUUUGAGGAACGUAACCGUCGUGUACUGUAACCACGCCACGAGGGAGGACUGCACCAAGGAGAAGAACUUUGUGAAAAAUAUUUGCAGGAGGCACAAGAUCAGGUUCCGCACCCAGGUGCUCAGGAGGAAGGGGGAGACUGCCGAACAGGAGGAAGCGUCCCCCCAAAAUCAACCGUACCUCAAACGGGGAAACAACUUUCUACUCCUGGCCAGAGAAUGGAGGAGACAAGUGUACGUGCAGCUGACCAGGCAGCUGGAGAGGGAGGCCAGGAGGGAAAGAAGCAUUCGAGGAGGGCAGGGGGGUGACGACCACAACUUUAUGUACGCAGACGGGGGGAGCAUGCCCAAGUACAGCUACCGGGAUUACCUGACCGACGUGGACUACUACAUAAGAUUAGCUAAUAGGAAGCCCAUCUCGGAGGUGCUGCUCAGGGGUGAGGCGCCAACCAGCACGCCGCAACAUAAAUUGGUAAAGACGCCGAUGGCCACUGCGCGCGCGUGCUCGCUCGUGAAGUCGCUAGUAUUUGUGGGGCACCACCGCAACGACAACAACGAAACGGUGCUGUUUCAGUUCCUCAGGGGGGCCUUCAUAAAAAACCUGAGGGGCAUCAAAUUCCUCACCGCGUUUAAGGACUGCCUAAUAUACAGGCCAUUUAUCAAGCUGAGCAAAAUCAACCUGUACAUGUACAUGCAGCUUUUGAACAAGUCGUGGCGCUUCGACACGUCCAACCAGAGCUUGUCCUCCUCGAGGAACUUUAUCAGGCACGUUGUCAUUCCGAGCAUUUCGUCCCUGUUCGAGGGCGGGGUUCCCACUGCAGGCAAUGCAGCCAACACAGCCAACGACGCUAACGCCGCGAAAAAGGUUAACACUGGUAACAACCCCGCUGUGAGGGGAGAGCUGCAAAGCAGCCGCGUGUACGCGUACCCCACGCUGGACAGAAAGCUCAGCAACAUCAUGGCCCAAACGACCAACCUGGACAGCCACCUGCAGUUCUACACAAACGUCUUCACCAUAUACCUGCACAACAAGUACUACUACAACAACAAGGCAAAUACACACACACAACUAAGUAGCAAUCCGUUCAUAAAAGAAUAUCACAUCAUGCAAAGCAAAUUGUAUAACUCCUUUUUUGGAAGUCGGAACGAUCAAAUGGAUGGUCUCAUAUCAAUUAACAAAGUUUUAUAUGAACAGAAUUUUUUUUUAAAAAUUUUUAAUUUUUUGGAGUUUUUAAUUUUACCCUCUACAUUUGUCCGUAUACAAAUCCUCCACACAAUGGUGAGGAAAUACACGGGGUGCAGUUUGACCUAUGCCAAUGUAGAUCGUGUGUACAACUCGUUGUACCAGUUUGUUCGAUCUUACUUGUGCAACACCACAGGGGAUACGCCAGCGGUGAAUAGCAACAUGGCCCUAUCUUCACUCUUAGAUGGGAAGGCAGAAGCACAAGGUAAAGAUAAAGACGAGGCGUGUACCCCAUCACCCAAGGGAGUAAUUUCUUCAGUUAAUGAAAAAGUACGAACUAUACAUUUGGAUGGAAGAAACAAAAUCCUUGUUAAUAGAAUCUUCUUUCGCAUAGUAACGAGUGGUGAAAAAAAAGAGAAGGACUCGGAGGAGCCCCGUCCUCCUCAGCUACGAGAAAAAAAUGCAAAUGUAUAUAUCCACGAUGAUAUAUCAGCACAGGUCUGCAGAAUCAAUCGCAGCAAUGUUAAUAGUGUGAUUAAUGAGAAGGGCACAUAUCUGUUGAUUAAAAAGAGGAGGAAAAAAAAAAGGGAAAAGUUCCAAAUAUACAUUCGUUAUUUAAAGCGGAAUGAUUUUGUACACAUUGGCAGAAAAAAGCCGAUCAAGGCAACGAAGUUCCUUUCCAGGCGUGGCAUUCCCCCAGUGUACAUGUUUUCCCUCCCCGUUGUGCAUAUAUCAAAUUUUAAAAAAAAUAAUUUGGUUUUUUUGCACCUCUUUGGGGACAUUAUACAGAAUGGAAAUUUUUCUGUUCACCAGUUUGUGCAGAUGAACGACGUACAGAGUGCAUUCGUUUACUCCAUUCGCUUUGGGAAGUAG
Molecule: messenger RNA, 2961 nt
Organism: Plasmodium fragile
Lineage: Eukaryota; Apicomplexa; Aconoidasida; Haemosporida; Plasmodiidae
Exons: 1
Coding region: 1-2961 (986 amino acids)
Biological process (GO): tRNA processing
Molecular function (GO): ATP binding; ligase activity, forming carbon-nitrogen bonds
Source: RefSeq, a predicted model, not a curated record